Ostrinia nubilalis (European corn borer) is the source of this 1611-nucleotide messenger RNA. RefSeq lists its product as uncharacterized. Gene Ontology annotation, molecular function: 3'-5'-DNA exonuclease activity; nucleic acid binding. Gene Ontology annotation, cellular component: cytoplasm. The transcript has a single exon. NCBI's taxonomy places the organism in Eukaryota, Metazoa, Arthropoda, Insecta, Lepidoptera, Crambidae. The record is from RefSeq and is a predicted model, not a curated record. Gene Ontology annotation, biological process: DNA catabolic process.
CGGAAAGUCAGGUCUAGACUUGUUCCCUAAUCGGUAUUUCUACAUUGGACAUGCUGGAAACGAUUGGUAAGCGCCUUGAUUAGUACCUACACGUUAAGGCGGCUUUAGCCACCGUAAAUACCGCAAUGGCAACGCCUACGGUGCAGGUCGCGACAUACGUGUUUAUCGAUUUAGAAACCACCGGGCUCCCUAAGGAAGAGAACAACAGGACGAAAAUCACGGAAAUUAGUAUGGUGGCAGUGAAACGAGACCAUUUGUUGGACACGCGGCCCGGCGCGGCGCCACGGGUGCAACAUAAACUGACUUUAUGUUUGAAUCCAGGGAGAAUGAUACAUCCUGACUGUACCAAGGUUACAGGCCUUUGCAACGACCUCUUGGAAUACGAACCAGACUUCAACAUCAAUGUGUUCAACAUGAUCAAUACAUUUCUGAAUGUGUUGUCAAAGCCAGUGUGUUUGAUCGCUCAGAAUGGUGCAGGUUUUGACUUCCCGAUCCUCAAAUGUCAAGUGGAAUAGUUGAAAGUUGCUUUCUCCGACGAUUUAUUGUGUGCAGACUGCUAUCAUGGGUUUUUUGACAUAAUGGAAGCUAAGAAAAGUAUUUUUAACACUGAAAUCUUCAAAGAGAAUGCUCAGACCAUAGAAAAUGGUCAAAUAUUAGAGAAUAGCCACAUCAUAGAAAAUGGUCAACACACUGAAAAUGUUCACACCAUAAAGAACAGUCACACCAUAGAAAAUGAGGAUAAGAAUGAACUGUAUACAUUGAAGAAUACAUUACACAUGAAAUUAAAAAAUGAGUCUACACCACAAGCUAAACACAAUGGCAAUGUUACACCAAGAGAAACAAAUAAAAAAAUAAGCAAGGCAAGAAGACGAUUCCCUUGGAGUGAAGGAAGCAAGCCCAAAGAUUCAUACAAGUUGAAGGACAUUUAUGAAAGACUGUUGAAUCGUCCUCCGUUAGAGGCUCAUCGAGCAGAGAAUGACUGUAUAUUAGCCUUGGAAUGUUCUGUAGCUUUAGGCCAAGAGUUUGUGCAGUGGGUCGACAAAAAUUACUUUUCUUUUGCAAAAGUGGUACCUAUGACUCCUGGGGUGCCUUUGGGAUCAUGAUAGCUUCUAUUUGGUGCUUAGUUUAUUUUGUAUUCUGCUUUUUUUUUAUUUAUAAUUGUUAGUUGUAGAUAAAACUGUGUUCAUGGUAAUAGAUCAUUUAUAAAAUUUUAUUUACUUGUGAUAAAAAUUUAUAUUGUUAAGAUUUUUAUUUUACUUACCUAUGGUGUUUGCAAUUUGUGUAAUUCUUUCUCAAACUUUGUUAAUUUAAUAUUGUAAAAACCAAAUAUUUUAUUUGUAUUAAUCUUCAAUUACAAACUGUAAUUAUUUCCCUUAAUAAUGGGCUCAAUAGUACAUAUUGGUGAUUUAACUAGGUUUUUUUAGGCGCUGUAUUUACAUGUGUAAUUAUAUGGUUUUAAUUAAUUGGCUAUAAUAAUGAAGUACCAAAUAAAUUGUGUAGGACUUUAUUUAAAAGUUAUUUUAUAAAUUGACUUUUUUUCUAUGUGAUAAAAUGUUUUUAAAGACUAUUAAAGAUUUAGAUUUAUUGAAAUAAAUGUAUUUUUUAAUUAUA